Messenger RNA from Temnothorax curvispinosus, 1070 nucleotides. RefSeq names its product venom allergen 3-like. The record is from RefSeq and is a predicted model, not a curated record. Lineage: Eukaryota; Metazoa; Arthropoda; Insecta; Hymenoptera; Formicidae. Gene Ontology annotation, cellular component: extracellular region. The transcript is spliced from 6 exons. The annotation marks the transcript as partial.
GUCUGCUCAGAUCCGGCAAGAUCGGAAGAGAUCUGAUUGAAUCAGCAACACAACUUUGUAAGCCAAGAUUGGUCUUAUCUGGUGAGAUCAAGAUAUGUCUGACUAGGUCUGCUCAGAUCCAGCAAGAUCGGAAGAGAUCUGAUUGGAUCAGCAACACAACUUUAUCAGAAGAGAUUCGAUUGGAUCUGCGAUUCAAUAUUGAACGGCAGCAAUGGUCAGAUCUGUCAUCAACACCAGCGGCAACAUGCGGACAGGUAUCUAGUGUUGGCCUUAAUGAAAACGACAAGCAGGCUAUAGUAAAAAAACACAAUGAACUGAGACAAAGAGUUGCGUCGGGUCAGGAAAAGAAAGGGAACCCAGGUCGGCAACCUCCGGCGGUUAGCAUGCCAGAUUUGACCUGGGAUAACGAAUUGGAAAAAAUUGCGCAAAGAUGGGCCAAUCAAUGCAAUUUCAAUCAUGACAAGUGCAGAAAUGUGGAUAGAUUUGCAGUUGGUCAAAACAUAGCCCAAAAAUCCUCUACAGGAGGAAACAAUUUCCCUGUAGAAAGCUUUGUCGAAAUGUGGUACGAUGAAGUUGAUAAGUUCGAUAAAAAUAAAGUUUCCAAAUAUGAAUUUGAUCCAAAUACAGGCCACUAUACCCAAGUGGUCUGGGCUGACACAAAAAAAGUCGGUUGCGGACAAAUAAGCUAUAAAUCCAAUGGCUGGAAUACGAAAUACGUAGUUUGCAAUUAUGGUCCAAGUGGAAAUUGGAUCGGUCAGAAAAUAUAUGAAGUUAAAAAAUAAAUUCGAUCAAAAGAUUAAAGAUGUAAUAUAAAAAGUAAUGGCACGAAAGAAAAUGGAAAAGCAAAUAAGAGUUGCAAAUAUGUCUUGUCAGUAGAAACAGACAGUUGCAAUUGUUAUGUAAUGAUAUUAACAGAAGGCGAAAUAACGUUUUCUUCUUUCUUUCCCUUUCUUCCUUUCUUUCUCUUUAAUCAUCUACUGUUAAAUAUCAAGUUUUCUUGCAAGCUUUUCUUCUUAAAUAUAACUUUUUAACGCAAGACAAAAAAUAAUAACAUAUGUAAUUUUUGUUGU